Molecule: messenger RNA, 1117 nt
Organism: Panicum virgatum (switchgrass)
Lineage: Eukaryota; Viridiplantae; Streptophyta; Magnoliopsida; Poales; Poaceae
Exons: 2
Coding region: 148-561 (137 amino acids)
Source: RefSeq, a predicted model, not a curated record
UGGGGCGGGUGUCACAUUGCUCGGCGGCCCGCACAUUCACUUUGCCUUCGCUUUUAGCCUCCGUGCUGUAACUUGCAAGGGACGUCGAGGAGGAGGUGGGGGUGUACAAGAACAGAGCUUGCUCGCCCGCCGCGCCACCCGGGGGGGAUGGCGUCCAGGUGCUUCUUCCCCAGGGACGCGGCCGCGGACGCGCGGCACCAGUCCAAGGCGGCGGCGGCGGCGCUCGAGCAGCUGCACCACGGCGGCCGCCUCCUGUCCCGGGAGGACGUCGGCGGCGCGGUGCGCGUCAAGAUCGUCGUCAGCAAGCGCGAGCUCAAGCAGAUGGUCGCGGCGCUCGGCGACGGGGCCGGCGCGGUGACCGCGGCCGCGGCGGCGGCGGCGGCGGCGGCGGCCACCGGCGAGCGGCACCGGCAGCGCGCGGGCGCCGGGCCGGGCGCCGAGCAGAGGCUGCAGUCGCUCCGCCGGCGCAGCAUGCGGCGGGCGGCCGAGGCGGCGCGCCGGAUGCAGGCGAGCGGGGAGUGGGAGCCCGGCCUGCAGAGCAUCCCCGAGGAGGUCUACUGAUCGCCGCCGCUCCGCUAGUAGACGAACGGCGCCAGCUGAUGGCUAGUAAUCCCUUGACUAAUUAUGGGUUGGGUGCGUUUUGAUCACCGCCAAGUGCUAGAUGUAUGUGUACAGCGCUGUUUUGCUCCGGACCCUGCUUAUCAUGGGCUCCAAUGGCUGCUUAAUCAUCCUCCGCGAGUUUGUGCAUUUUGCCCUGUGAUUUUUUUUUUCUUUUUGGUAUGAACCAGAAAGGGAGGAAAGAUCGAGAUGUGUUUUGGACCUUGGAUCACAAUGCAAGUGCUGAUGGCUGAUGAACUGAUCUCAAUUCUGGCAUCCAACCUGUUUUGAGCUUGUGAUUUGAGGACGACUGAUGGUGUGAGCAGGUUGCUCAGGGGAGUAGCUAGCUGCCAGGAUUGCUUCUGUUUUUUCCUCUUGUCCGGCAGUGAGAUUUUACGGUGUCGCCAUGCUAGCUAUGCCACUGUCACUGUGAACCCGUGAGUGAAAUGGUGAUCCGUGAAUCCGGCACAUGUACAUGUACCUUUUCUUUUUUACUGUGGACAAAUAGUUUACCUUGUUC